UUGACGCGUUCAGACCGAGGAAGUGGAUGAUGUGUAUAUUUUGUACACAAGUGAGAAACAACAAGUGAUUAUCUGAACUAACUUACGGCAUCCAGCUUUGACUGAGCGUCACAGGCGGCAGGUACACUGGGACGCUUUAUAGAGCUGUUAACCCGGGCUAAACCCGGGCUGUCUGAGCUGAAUUCCGUUGGAGAAGCCUCUUAAGUUUUCCGGCUAUCGUAUUGGCAGCUCCCUCCUUACUGAUAGCCGCCCUCCGGCUCUUCUAGCUGGCGUUGGUUUGACACAUGGGAGGCUGUGUCACCGGAGAAUGGAGGAUUUAACCUGGAGUCAUAAUGUCUGCUUUGACGGCGUGGCGCUACACCAGCGGCCGUGUCCUCGGCGGCUGGGGCCCGCUGCUGUGUGUUCUCCUGGGCUCUCUGGUGGCUCUCCUGAUGCCCAUGGUUGGCGUGGAGGACCAGUGCUGCAACGGCCUGAAGGGUAUCGCUCAGCUCCGCUGCCAGCUGUGGGGAAGUCCUCCUCCGCCUCCGGCUGUUCAGUCCACCAGCCUCACUGUCGCCUUCACUGCCCUGGAUGUACUUCCUCAGAGGUCCAAGCCCAGCAAAGAGAUGGAGCUGGAGGCUAAAGCAGCUCUGCUGCAGGCUCAGGAGAUGAAGAAACUGGGGAAGAGGGAGAAGGCUCACAAGCUGCUGGUGCACGCGCUGAGUAUGAACCCUGACUUUGUAGACGCUCUGACCGAGCUUGGGACCAUUUUGGAGGAGGAGAAGGAUGUUGUCCAGGCAGAUCACCUCUACACCAAGGCCUUGGCCAUCUCUCCCUGUAAUGAGCGGGCUUUAGUGAGCCGAGAUCGAACUCUGCCCUUGGUUGAAGAAAUUGACCAGCGUUACUUUAGCAUCAUCGACAGUAAAGUGCGAAGGCUCAUGUCCAUUCCUAAAGGCAACUCUGCACUUCGCAGAGUGAUGGAGGAAACCUACUAUCAUCACAUCUACCACACGGUGGCCAUUGAGGGCAGCACGCUCACACUGUCUGAGAUCCGUCACAUUAUCGAGACGCGUUACGCCGUGCCUGGGAAAAGCCUGCAGGAACAGAACGAGGCCAUUGGCGUAGAUGCCGCAAUGAAGUACAUCAACACCACGCUGUUGUCCAGAUCAGCCGCCGUCACCAUCAGUGACAUCCUGGAGAUUCACCGCCGCGUGCUCGGCUAUGUGGAUCCUGUGGAAGGAGGGAGACUGCGUACCAGCCAGGUUUUUGUGGGCCACCACAUCCCACCCCACCCUCAAGACCUGCAGAGACACAUGCAGGAGCUGGUGCAGUGGCUCAACUCUGACGAGGCCUUGCAGCUCCACCCUGUGGAGUGUGCAGCUCUUGCCCACUACAAACUGGUGUAUGUGCACCCAUUUAUAGACGGCAACGGACGGACCUCGCGUCUGCUCAUGAACCUUGUGCUCAUGCGUGCGCGAUACCCGCCGAUUACGAUUCGCAAAGAACAAAGGGCUGAAUAUUACGGAGCUCUGGACACGGCCAAUGAGGGCGACGUACGGCCUUUUAUUCGCUUUAUAGCCAAAUGUACAGAAAUAACAUUGGACACAUUAUUGAUUUCUACGACGGAGCACGCUGUGGGGCUGCCGGAAGCCGGACAGGACCAGGCCUGUCUGGACUGCAAACAGACCAUUCCAAUCCACAACUGAGCAAGAAAACGUGUGAAUCACAUGCAGACAUGGAUGUGGAUUAAUGUUACACCUCUUUAAAAACUAACUCACUGCUGAAAUUCUUUUUAGAGCAUGCUUGACUUUUUUUGCUUUCAUGUCCAAGGAAAUUUUGAUUUUAUUUGAAGUCAUUUUGAUUGCCAUCAGAAUCCAGUUUGAAGUUGUGCCUGUUGACAAAGGGAGGAUGAAGCAGUUGUCUUUAUUUGGGACAUUUAUGGGUGACUUCCAGUGGAUAUGUUUCUGUGUUAACUUUAAGUUCAUUAUCUUAAGAGUUGAUGUCUGACACUGUAAAGCACUUUCAUGCAUUUGAUAAUUUAUUAAAUUUUAAAAUAAAAACAUGUAGUGACUUCGA
Messenger RNA from Solea senegalensis (Senegalese sole), 2055 nucleotides. RefSeq names its product FIC domain protein adenylyltransferase (gene ficd). Gene Ontology annotation, molecular function: protein binding. The transcript is spliced from 2 exons. The record is from RefSeq and is a predicted model, not a curated record. Bases 333 to 1685 code for a protein of 450 amino acids. NCBI's taxonomy places the organism in Eukaryota, Metazoa, Chordata, Actinopteri, Pleuronectiformes, Soleidae.